Molecule: messenger RNA, 2187 nt
Organism: Cajanus cajan (pigeon pea)
Lineage: Eukaryota; Viridiplantae; Streptophyta; Magnoliopsida; Fabales; Fabaceae
Product: pyruvate kinase, cytosolic isozyme
Biological process (GO): glycolytic process
Molecular function (GO): pyruvate kinase activity; potassium ion binding; magnesium ion binding
Source: RefSeq, a predicted model, not a curated record
UGUGGGAAUGACCGGUGUGAGAGGCACACUCGUGGCGACUUUUAGAUUCAACCAAAAAUAAAAAUUCCACGCGUGUUUCGUGCCGUUUGUAAGCGCAAAAAACCUCAGAUCCGAACCCAGCACAGCACGCACAGUGUCCAAGGUACGGAACCUGUGGUAAAUAUAUAACAUUGUAACCCCUCUUAACCUAACCCUUGUAAAGGAGUUAGUUGUGUUGGUGUCGUCCCAAUCAAGAGAGAAGUGUGAAGGAUCUAUUUGAGUUUGAAUGGCGAACAUAGACAUCGAAGGGAUCUUGAAGCAGUUACCGAAUGACGGGCGUGUUCCGAAGACCAAGAUUGUGUGUACUUUGGGUCCUGCAUCUCGAUCCGUGGAAAUGAUUGAGAAGCUUCUGAGGGCGGGGAUGAACGUUGCUCGUUUCAAUUUCUCUCAUGGCACCCACGAGUAUCAUCAGGAAACCCUCAACAAUCUCAAGACUGCUAUGCACAACACUGGAAUACUCUGUGCCGUCAUGCUCGACACUAAGGGACCUGAGAUUCGGACUGGUUUUCUGAAAGAUGGAAAACCUAUUCAACUUAAAGAAGGACAAGAAAUCACCAUCACUACUGAUUAUGAAAUUAAGGGGGAUCCAGAGAUGAUAUCAAUGAGUUACAAGAAACUGCCUGUCCACUUGAAGCCUGGCAAUGUCAUACUGUGCUCCGAUGGUACAAUUACUCUCACUGUCUUAUCUUGUGAUCCCGAAGCUGGUACUGUUAGAUGUCGUUGUGAAAACACUGCAAUGUUGGGUGAGAGAAAAAAUGUUAAUCUUCCCGGUGUUGUGGUGGAUCUUCCCACACUUACUGAGAAGGAUAAGGAAGAUAUUCUUGAAUGGGGUGUCCCUAACAACAUUGACAUGAUUGCCCUUUCAUUUGUUCGUAAAGGCUCAGAUCUUGUUAAUGUCCGGAAGGUUCUGGGGCAUCAUGCAAAGAAUAUUCAGUUGAUGUCAAAGGUUGAGAACCAGGAGGGAGUCCUGAAUUUUGAUGAAAUCCUGCGUGAGACUGAUGCAUUCAUGGUGGCACGUGGUGAUCUCGGAAUGGAAAUCCCAGUUGAAAAGAUUUUUCUGGCACAGAAAAUGAUGAUAUACAAGUGUAAUCUUGUUGGGAAGCCUGUGGUCACUGCUACCCAAAUGCUUGAAUCGAUGAUCAAGUCUCCAAGGCCAACCCGAGCUGAAGCUACUGAUGUAGCUAAUGCAGUUCUUGAUGGAACAGAUUGUGUCAUGCUUAGUGGUGAAAGUGCUGCUGGGGCUUACCCUGAACUUGCUGUGAAAAUCAUGGCUCGUAUUUGUAUUGAAGCAGAAUCAUCCCUUGACUAUGGUGCUAUCUUCAAAGAGAUGAUAAGGUCUACCCCUUUGCCAAUGAGUCCAUUGGAAAGUCUUGCAUCAUCUGCUGUCCGCACAGCUAACAAGGCUAAGGCAAAACUCAUUGUUGUGCUGACACGUGGUGGGUCUACAGCCAAGUUGGUUGCUAAGUAUAGGCCAGCGGUUCCUAUCUUGUCAGUGGUGGUUCCAGUUUUGACCACAGACUCGUUUGAUUGGACCUGCAGUGAUGAGACACCAGCAAGGCACAGCUUAAUAUACAGGGGCUUGAUUCCAAUAUUGGGCGAGGGAUCUGCGAAAGCUACUGAUGCAGAAUCCACAGAGGUGAUUCUGGAAGCUGCUCUUAAGUCCGCAACAGAAAAGGGGCUUUGUACGCCUGGUGAUGCAGUUGUUGCCCUGCAUCGUAUUGGAGCUGCCUCUGUCAUAAAGAUCUGCAUAGUGAAAUAAUGCAAGAUAUGCUGAAUGUGUUAAUUCACCUGCGUGGCACCAACUGGUGCAGGGUUAUGUUUUGGCUUUUAUUUCUGAAACUAAGUGCUGUUUAUCCAUUUCGUGAAAUGGAGGAUUUAGUUAACUAGCCUUAGAUCGAGUUGGUUUUGGUAUUCUGUUAAUAUUGCGGAGUACUUAUAAAUGAGAUUAUCAUGGAAAUAAUCAGUAUUCUUGCAUUUUAAAAUAUGUUUAGUUUGGCGGAUAACCUUGUUUUGUUAUCCUCUUAAACAUUUUGUUGGUUUGUGAGGGCAAAUAUGUAUUGAAAGCAAGGAUGGCAAGGAUAGUUCGGAUGAAAAGCUUUUCUUGUUAGAAUUAAUGGGUCUUGUGUGAAUAAUGAAGAGUUUUACCAA